AAUAAAGGGAGCGUUCCUCCUCCCUCCUCCCUUACCGACCGCCAUAUUGUUUGCGAUAUUCCGUGUGUUCCGUGUUGUACGCACGUUCCUCCGGUUGAGGUUCCUCACACUUUUUUCUCAGCAGCGCGUGUCACCCGCGUAACGUUCUUCUCGCGGACAGUGUUACGGAAAAUCGGCAAACAUUUCGCGCAAGGACAGCAUGAAGAAGAUCAAGGAUUACUCGGACGAGGACGAUUACGAGGUGGACGAUCCGGAUUAUCCGGAGGUCGAGGGCGCCUCCGAGGAGGAGUGGACUCCGGAGGCCGGGACCGAGGCUGGCACUAAAAUAAGGCCACAGAGAGGACCAGGAAAAAAGCGACAGCACUCUGAAGAGGAGGACGAAGAGGAAGAAGAAGACUUCGAAGAGGAUGAAGAGGAAGAGGAAGAGGAAUCUGAUUCUGAUACAGGAAAGAAGUCAAAGAGGAAAAGGCGCUCUAAGAAAGACGAUGAUGAAAAGGAGGAUGAGGAAGAUGACGAUUCUGAUGACAACAGUUUCAACGAAUCUGGAGAGACUCCAAAAGAAUACACAUCUGGUUCAUUCGUUCUUUUAAAAGCUGACGUUGAAUCUAAUAAGAAUAAAGAAAAUAACUUAUCCAGUAAGGGUAAAUCCGAUGUGGAAUCAAGCACUUAUCCAACCUUGUGGAGGAUAGAUGGAAAAGCAUUGCUCCAAAAGUUUCUACCUUUCAAGGAAGAUGGGAAAGUACUGUACAGAAGUACAACGACAUAUUCUGGUUGGCAACAGAGUAACAAAGACCAAUACAUAGCGGUCCACGUGUCCUUUAAAGUGCAAAGUAGACAAGAGACAAUUGUUGAACUUCAUUUUGAUCCAUCGCAACCACAAGAAGUUGUAAAGGAUGAUAAAGAAGAUUAAAUUAGAUCGAGUUUGCUCUUAUUUGUUUAUAUACGUCUUAAGGAAACAUAUGUUAUAAGGAAAGAAAAGACGGAAACAUCCACAUGUACACUAUUCACGAAACAUAUAUAUUUACACACUGUACACAUACACAUGGAUGAUGUUUGACAUGGUACUGUAGCAGGUUCAUAUUUAAAAUAUAAGAUUGGAUGGACCAUGGCUCUGAGUUUAUUACUGGGGGUAGUUUAGCUAUAAUUGAUAUCCCUGACAGAAUAUACAUGUGAGCUUAUCAAGAAAUCUACUCGCUACAUGCAUCGUAUUUACGGAGUUUAGUAACGCAGAACUACUCGAUAAUUUACGAAUGUUUUAUCUUCGACAGAAAUUCAAUGUUACCUAGCAUAAAGGAUGCAUGUUGAUGUUCGAUUUUGUUUAUGAUGUCACCGUUAGUCUGUUUGUGAUUUAAACUCUACAAACGCUGCAUUGGCUUUGUCAUUUAUGCAGCCAUUUCAAGCGCGCCCGUAGUGAGAAAUAAAUGGAACUAUUAAUCUAGUCUGAUAUAGUAAAAAGAAAAACAAUUUUAUAUUUGAAUAAAUGCAAAGAAACAGCUUAAAUUGAGUUACGUAAAUUAUUUGAUUAUAAACGAUUAAUAUAUAUCUUCUUUUGAUUAGAUCUAUCACUAGAAAAAAUGCUAGUUAAUAUCCAAUUGAUAUAAAUAAAGAACUCUACAAGAAAUAUUUCUUACAGUUUCCAUAACUACUACGGACGACGCUAAAUCAGUUCUUGUGUGUCGCUUAUCAUAAUAAGACAAAACUAGCAGAUCCUUCCAGUAAUUGACUGCACUCAUAACUUGUAAAGGGGAUCAGUUGUAUGUACAAAGUUAACUUAUAUUAUUGACGAUAUUAACAUAUUUUGUCUGUUAUUAAAUAGUUUGAUCUCGUCUAUAUCUGGUAUAUCUAUAAAAUUGUGUUAUUUUACACAUCGAUUUAUACGAUAUAGUUUCGCGAUU
Trachymyrmex septentrionalis is the source of this 1895-nucleotide messenger RNA. RefSeq names its product nucleolin-like. The transcript is spliced from 5 exons. The record is from RefSeq and is a predicted model, not a curated record. Gene Ontology annotation, cellular component: nucleus. The coding region runs from base 200 to 910 and encodes 236 amino acids. NCBI's taxonomy places the organism in Eukaryota, Metazoa, Arthropoda, Insecta, Hymenoptera, Formicidae.